Molecule: messenger RNA, 804 nt
Organism: Neoarthrinium moseri
Lineage: Eukaryota; Fungi; Ascomycota; Sordariomycetes; Amphisphaeriales; Apiosporaceae
Exons: 4
Coding region: 1-804 (267 amino acids)
Molecular function (GO): peroxidase activity
Source: RefSeq, a predicted model, not a curated record
AUGAAGCUCUACAACAAUCCCCCCUUAAUCAAUCUCCUGUUCAUCGGGGCCGUGGCAGCUCAAGAUUAUCCUUCAUUGCCCCCGUGGCACCCGCCGGGAUCUAGCGAUGUACGAGCCCCUUGCCCAAUGUUGAAUUCCUUGGCGAACCAUGGAUACCUACCUCACGACGGGAAGGAUAUAACUCUGGAGAAAACCAUUGAAGCGUUAGACACGGCGCUCAAUAUCGAUGCAGAGUUGGCAACAUUCUUGUACAACAAUGCCAUUACCACAAACCCAACGCCUAAUGCCACUACGUACUCUCUCAACGAUCUCAGCAAUCACAACAUUCUGGAACAUGACGCCAGUCUAAGCCGUGCGGACUUCUACUGGAGCGGCGACGCCCACACUUUCAACCAGACCGUCUUUGAUGAGACGAGGUCAUACUGGACGGGGCCAGUCAUAGACGUCCAGAUGGCCGCAGAUGCCCGUUUGGCGAGGGUCAAGACAUCGAUGGCGACGAACCCAGACUACUCGAUGAGUGAUCUCGGCUCGGGCUUCAGCAUCGGUGAGACGGCCGCCUACAUAAUCAUCAUCGGUGACAGUAUUUCCGGAACCGUGGAGAAGUCGUGGGUGGAAUAUCUCUUUGAAAAUGAACGGCUCCCGGCGGAACUCGGAUGGAGCAGACACACAGCGGCAGCCACGUUUGCUACGCUGAACGAUAUGAUGGAUAGGGUUGAGAAUGCUACUGGCCCUCUUGCAUCAAAGGUCAGACGAGUCGGCAUGCAUGAUGUCCCUCGUCGUAGAACAGUGAUGCCAUUACCUUGA